This is a messenger RNA of Oryza brachyantha (malo sina), 2379 nucleotides long. Its product is annotated as LIMR family protein Os06g0128200. The record is from RefSeq and is a predicted model, not a curated record. The coding region runs from base 406 to 1938 and encodes 510 amino acids. The transcript is spliced from 14 exons. NCBI's taxonomy places the organism in Eukaryota, Viridiplantae, Streptophyta, Magnoliopsida, Poales, Poaceae.
ACAAAUCAAGGAGAAAAGAAAUCACACAUAUUCCCGGGCCAAAUCCGCCCGAAAUCCACCCAAAAUCUCUCAAACUCAAACCCAAAUUCAAAAGCCAAAGCCAAAGCCAAAGCCAAAACCCAACCCGGCCGAGCCGAGCCCGUCUCGUCCGUUGGCAAUGCCAGUGCCAGCCUAGCCCACGCUGCCCACCGCCCCACCCCCACCUCCACCUCCACCUCCACCUCCACCCUCCCUUCGCCUCGGCGUCGUCAACCCACCACCGCCCCCGCAACCGCCACCCCCAACUGCCCCCUCUCCCCCUCCCUCCCGACUCUCCCAGAUCCGGCUCGCCGGUGGCCGCGGCGCCGCCGGUGGGGGCCGCAACCCAAACCCUAGGGGCGCCCGGAGUCGAGAGGAGAUCUGAGGAUGGGGGACUUCAACGUGGCGCUGGUGAUCGUGGCGGCGGUGGUGAGCGUGCUGGUGCUGCUCGUCAGCGUCUACCUGCUCGUCAACUACCAGCACCCCGACGACGCCAACCAGGCCUACUUCCCCAAGCUCGUCGUCGUCCUCGGCAUCACCGUCGCCGUCCUCUCCAUCCUCAUGCUCCCCGCCGACGUCGCCAACCGCCAGGCCUGCCGGAGGGCGAUAUACAGCGGGGCCUGCAGCCUCACGCUCCCCAUGAAGACGCUCUGGCUCGCCGUCUACAUCGCCGACGCCGUGCUCGUCUUCCUCGUCAUCCCCUUCGCCAUGUUCUACUACGAGGGAGACCAGGACAAGUCCGUGGGGAAGAGGCUCACCUCCGCUCUCCUGUGGGUCACCGUGUCCGCAGUGGUUUGCGGCCUCAUCCUUGGCAUCCUAUACGGACUUGUUGGUAAGGUGGACUUCACUGUCAGGCAUCUUUCUUCAGCAGUUGAGGCAUUUCCGAAUUCAUUCACGAGUUUCUCAAGUGGUCAACCUUGCAUCGGUGCAUCGGCCCGGCAGUGUUCAGCUUACACUGCACCUGCAAACUCUCAAACAACUUGGACAAUGCGUGCUACCUUCCCUGAAUAUGUGGUUGCUCUUGCUACCAUCGUUGGAUCUGUUCUCUUCACAAUAUUUGGUGGCGUUGGCAUUGCUUGUCUUCCGUUGGGACUUAUAUUUUCAUUUGUCCGGCGUCCAAAAGCUGUCAUUACACGCUCACAAUAUAUAAAGGAAGCAACCGAACUUGGUAAGAAGGCUAAGGAAUUGAAGAAAGCAGCUGAAGCACUUCACCAAGAAGAGAGAAGCGGGAAGAAGGGCAGAAAAUGGCGUAAAAAUGUCAAGGCCCUUGGGAAGGAAUUAGUACUUUUAGAAGAUGACAUGAAGGCUCUUGAAGAGAUGUAUCCUCAAGGAGAACAGGCUGAGGCUACCUGGGCUUUGACAGUUCUUGGUUACAUUGGAAAACUUUUAUUUGGUGCUGUCGGGUUAAUUAUAUCGAUUGCUUGGGUUGCACAUAUCGUCAUAUACUUGUUGAUUGACCCUCCUCUGUCUUCCUUCCUGAAUGAAAUCUUCAUAAAACUGGAUGGUGUUUGGGGUUUGCUUGGGACUGCUGCCUUUGCAUUCUUCUGUUUCUAUCUCCUCAUAGCAGUGAUUGCUGGGGAAAUGAUGCUUGGUCUGAAAUUAGUUUUCAUCACCAUUCACCCAAUGAAAUGGGGAGGAACUUUGAUGAACUCGUUCCUUUUUAAUGUUGGGCUCAUCCUACUUUGCUCCAUCAGUGUGAUUCAGUUCUGUGCCACAGCUUUUGCUUAUUAUGCCCAAGCAACUGCAGCUCAGGAGAUCUUUGGCCACACACUGCAGUCUCUCCGUGGAAUUAAGUAUCUCUACAAAUACAAUGUUUUCCAGUAUGGCUUUGUGGCUCUUGCCAUACUCACACUCUUUUACUAUGCAAUAUUUGGAUGGCGAAAGAGGAAACCUACAGGAAGAUUCCAGCUCUCAAAUUGAUUUGUGGUUUGUUCUGUAAGCGAAGCCUGACGAAUUGAACUACAAACAUAUUUGUUCGUGAUAGAUUGGUUAGCAUUGUAUAUGAUCCUUCAAACGGCUUUCUCGAAGAGCUGGAGAGCUAUCCUUGUAAAUUAGCGACCAUGAAGUUGAACGAGAAAACUGAGAUUUCGUUAGCCCACGGACAUGGUUGUUAAAGCAGAACCCAGCUACCUUUGUAAUGUACACAUUUCUCAUUGCGGCUCUUCUUUUCCUUGUGUAUUCUUGACAAUGUUGGGUCCUUCGAGUUCACAGUCAGAAGUGUUUGAGGUGAUAGGGUGCCACUUGGGCCCCCUUGUUCUUUUGUUGGGUUUGUAUCGAGUUAGGUCAGUUGAUUUCUUUCAUAUGUACCAUACUGUGAUUACCACACGAACUUCUAGAUUGUAUGAAGAUGACUUGAUCAUC